Molecule: messenger RNA, 1439 nt
Organism: Selaginella moellendorffii
Lineage: Eukaryota; Viridiplantae; Streptophyta; Lycopodiopsida; Selaginellales; Selaginellaceae
Product: SH3 domain-containing protein 2
Exons: 10
Coding region: 286-1398 (370 amino acids)
Molecular function (GO): protein binding
Source: RefSeq, a predicted model, not a curated record
ACUCAAAUCCAGCUGUUCGCUAGACGGGCGCUUCACACAAGAGGAGGCGCUGGCUAUGGCGAUGGCGAUGGCGAUGGCGGGAAGGCGCUCCCAAUGCCCUAUCGUAAUCUUCUGGUGGCGCUGAGCGAUCUUGGAGGCGCCGGUCGAGUCUUCCGCGGCGAGCAGGGAUUUCGAGGUAUUUUGUCGCUGUUGGAGAGGCGCUGCCACUCUCUCAAUCAUCUUGUUGUGGCGAGCGAGCCCGCGAUUCUGGAGGCGCCAGUCGUGUUUUGAUCUGGGAAGCAAGCUAUGGACGCGUUGAGGAAGCAAGCGACGAAGUUCCGGGAACAAGUAGCGAAGCAACAACAGGCGGUGCUCAAGCAAUUUUCGAAUCACGGGCCACAGGGAGCCGAUGUGAUCAUCACCGAUGAAGCCGAGCUCCACAGGCAUCAGCAGCUGGAGAAGCUCUUUGUAUCCACGCGCGCUGGAAAGCACUAUCAACGUGACAUCAUACGAGGUGUGGAGGGUUUUAUAGCCACGGGCACAAAGCAGCUAGAACUUUCAACUAAACUUGCCGAAGAUUGCCGAAGGUACUCCGUUGAGAGUACCAAAGCGGAUGGUGCUCUUGCGAAGGCUUCUUUGCACUAUGCCGAUGCAAGGUUCAACAUGGAAAAGGAAAGAGACGGCCUGCAUCGAGCUCUUAGCACUCAGGUUGGUGAGCCUCUGAGAGCAAUGGUGAUGGGUGCUCCACUCGAAGAUGCACGCCAUCUGACACAGCGAUACGAUCGCCUUCGGCAGGAAGCCGAAGUACAGGGGGAAGAUGUUCGGAAGAGGCAGGCAAGGUCCCGAGAAGGCGGUGGAAAUGCCGAGAACGCCGUGAAGCUACAAAUGGCAGAAGCAAGAAUGCAAGAGCUGACCUCGGCGAUGGCCGUUUUGGGAAAGGAGGCUGCGGCUGCAAUGACAGCAGUAGAAGCGCAACAACAGCGUCUAACACUGCAGCGCUUGAUCUCUAUGAUUGAAGCAGAACGCAACUAUCACAUACGCCUGGCGGAGAUACUUGAUCAGCUUUACGCACAGAUGGUUUUGGAGCGUCAACGUAGCGAAGCACUGCCGCUCACAGCGGACAACUAUACUCCUUCGUACGAUGAUAACAAGCCAAACGGAACCUUUUCGAGCAGCGGCAUUGGAAACGCAUUGGAAAAAUCCAUGUAUUUCCUGGCCGAGGUGUUGCAUCCCUUUGACGCGGAAGGAGAGAACGAACUAACGCUCAACCUGGGAGACUACGUUGUUGUCCGGCAGGUUUCUACCACUGGCUGGUCAGAAGGAGAAUGUAAAGGCAAAGCGGGAUGGUUUCCAUCUACGUAUGUGGAGCGCAGGCAGCGUGUUCCUGCUAGCAAAGUUACAGAAACUGGCUCCAUGUAAAAGUAAGGUACUUUCAAUAAAGCAUUUUCUUUUUGUGUCAA